CACUGAGUACACUUCUCAGAUCCCCAUCCACCUGCCUGAAUUAAUGUGAAGUGGGUGUUACUCUUCUCUCUUCAGGAUUUAGGAACUUGCAAAGCACAGGAGGCUAUCACCAGAGGCACUAUGUUUCAGCUUAUUAUUCAACUAAUAAUAUAUUUCAACAAAGGAGAUCAUGGCUUUGAUAAUGUCUACAUGGACAUGAAGACCAUAUUCAGAGCCUUUGGGCCAGAUUUCAAAAAGAAUCACCUAGCUGAACCUUUUGACAGCAUCCACAUCUACCCACUCAUGUGUAAGCUCCUGGGGGUUACCCCUGAACCCCAUAACGGCUCCCUGGCAGUCACCCAGGAAAUGCUUGUGCAACAUGAGCACAAUGAGCAGCAGCAGCCAGGUGAGAUACAAGAGCAACCACCAGGAAACUGGCAGUCUGAUCUAUUCUGUCCUGAGAUACAAAAGAAUGAAAAAGAGGUUGGGCGGGGGAGUGAGGGGGCCACUGGUAGAAUCGAGCAGAAUAAUCCUGUUUGUCCAACAGCUUCAGCAUCUGCAGGCCAAGAUAGCAGCAGCUCUUAAACAGGUAGCAAAGGAAACAGGGAAUCCCUCCACGUGCUGGUGACAUUUCAUACAGUGCCUCUGGGGCCAAAGGAAGGCUAAGGCUCUCCGUAGACAGUCAAGCAAUAAUCCUUCUGAUUCUUAGAAAUCACAUGCAAUCUGCCCCCCUGAUGUCCCUUGUAGUACAGAAAAGCGUCUUCCUUCAGCAACUCAGCCUUUGCUAGUGCCUGGAAGAAAGCUGCUCACAGUGGAAGAAACCUUACCAUUCCACUCAUUGCUGAAAAAAGAAGGAAGGAGGUGUUUCUGUAAAUGGGGUUGCUAAUU
Felis catus (domestic cat) is the source of this 867-nucleotide messenger RNA. Its product is annotated as ectonucleotide pyrophosphatase/phosphodiesterase family member 7-like. The transcript is spliced from 2 exons. NCBI's taxonomy places the organism in Eukaryota, Metazoa, Chordata, Mammalia, Carnivora, Felidae. The coding region runs from base 121 to 564 and encodes 147 amino acids. The record is from RefSeq and is a predicted model, not a curated record.